Notolabrus celidotus (New Zealand spotty) is the source of this 2051-nucleotide messenger RNA. It is a transcript of the gene vps33a, whose product is annotated as VPS33A core subunit of CORVET and HOPS complexes. The transcript has 13 exons. The record is from RefSeq and is a predicted model, not a curated record. Gene Ontology annotation, cellular component: CORVET complex; lysosome. Lineage: Eukaryota; Metazoa; Chordata; Actinopteri; Labriformes; Labridae. The coding region runs from base 64 to 1866 and encodes 600 amino acids. Gene Ontology annotation, biological process: vesicle-mediated transport; intracellular protein transport.
GAUUCACGUGACACAUGCUCUCCACUGUGGUCACCUGACUGGUUGUGUUUGUGAUACUGAAAGAUGGCUGCGCACCUUUCCUACGGCAGAGUUAAUUUAAACAUUUUGAGAGAAGCAGCACGGAAAGAGCUUCGGGAAUUUUUGGACAAAUGUGCGGGAAGCAAGGCCAUUGUUUGGGAUGAAUAUUUGACGGGACCAUUUGGACUCAUAGCUCAGUACUCUCUACUGAAGGAGCAUGAAGUCGAAAAGAUGUUCACCCUCAAGAGUGGCAGGCUGCCCUCUGCUGAUGUCAAAAACAUCAUCUUCUUUGUCCGUCCACGGCUUGAGCUCAUGGACAUCAUUGCUGAGAAUGUGUUCAGUGAGGACAAGAUGCACUCAGCAAGAGACUUCCACAUCUUGUUUGUGCCUCGAAGGAGCAUGCUGUGUGAACAGAGGCUGAAAGAGCAGGGUGUGUUAGCCUCUUUUAUCAACAUUGACGAGUACAUCCUGGACUUGAUUCCGUACGAUGGGGACCUGCUCUCCAUGGAGUAUGAAAGUGCUUUUAGGGAGUGCUACUUGGAAAAUGACCAAACCAGCCUUUACCACACAGCCAAAGGCCUCAUGACGUUACAGGCACUAUACGGCACCAUCCCUCAAAUUUAUGGGAAAGGAGAAUGCGCUCGGCAUGUUGCCAACAUGAUGCUGAGGAUGAAGAGGGAGUUUGCAGGCAUUCAGAACCAGAUCCUCCCUGUUUUUGACACUCUGCUGCUCCUGGACCGGAACGUCGACCUGCUAACCCCUUUGGCUACACAGCUCACAUACGAGGGUCUUAUUGACGAGAUCUAUGGAAUCACUAACGGUUAUGUGAAGUUGCCCCCUGAAAAGUUUGCGCAGAAGAAACAAGGUGAGGCAAGCAAAGAUUUACCCACAGAGCCAAAGAAGUUGCAGCUCAACUCAGCAGAGGAGCUGUACGCAGAAAUACGGGACAAGAAUUUCAAUGCUGUGGGAGCAGCACUCAGCAAGAAGGCCAAAAUCAUUUCUGCUGCUUUUGAGGAGCGCCAUAAUGCCAAAACAGUGGGAGAAAUAAAGCAGUUUGUGUCUCAGCUGCCUCACAUGCAGGCAGCAAGAAGCUCGCUGGCUAACCACACUUCAAUAGCAGAGCUGAUCAAAGACAUUACCACAUCUGAGGCCUUCUUUGAUAAUCUAACAGUGGAGCAGGAGUUUAUGACUGGAGUUGACACAGACAAGGUGAACACAUACAUAGAGGACUGCAUCGCCCAGAAGGAUCCACUGAUCAAGAUUCUACGUCUGGUGUGUAUGCAGUCUGUCUGCAACAACGGCCUCAAGCAGAAAGUGUUUGACUACUACAAGCGAGAGAUUCUCCAGACCUAUGGAUAUGAACACAUACUAACAUUAAACAACCUGGAGAAGGGGGGUCUUCUGAAGCCACAAACGAACUCGAGGAACAACUACCCCACUAUCAGAAAAACUCUUAAACUGUGGAUGGAGGACGCCAAUGAGCAGAACCCAAACGACAUCUCCUACGUGUACAGUGGCUACGCUCCCCUGAGCAUCCGACUGACCCAGGUCUUGGCUAGACCCGGGUGGCGCAGCAUCGAAGAGGUGCUGAAGAUGCUCCCAGGCCCGCACUUUGAGGAGAGACAACAGCUUCCUGCCGGGCUUCAUAAGAAACGCCAGCAGGGGGAGAACCGGACAACGCUGGUGUUCUUCCUCGGUGGGGUGACGUAUGCAGAAAUAGCCGCUCUGCGCUUCCUCUCUCAGAUGGAAGACAGUGGCAUGGAGUACAUUAUAGCCACCACAAAACUAAUGAACGGCACAACUUGGAUCAAAUCCCUCAUGGACCGACCUGAAUCUCAGACCCCCUGAGUCAGCUGCAUGCACACCUGGACACAUCAAACACGCCAUCCAUCAGAAAACCUCAGCUGCUGUUUUUAUGUCUGUAUCAGUGUACUGCAGGUGUUUCAUUGAUGUUUGUGCAGGUUUAGCAACAAUGCACUCUUUAAAGGUGACCUGUAGCGCUCCCCUUGUAAAUAAACAAAUUCAUGUUUACA